Molecule: messenger RNA, 2189 nt
Organism: Diabrotica balteata
Lineage: Eukaryota; Metazoa; Arthropoda; Insecta; Coleoptera; Chrysomelidae
Source: the annotation of a GenBank genome assembly
GUCCCCAGCUACAACUGUAGCACGUGGGAAUUUGUCAAAAAACAUAUUCGCAGUUAAAUAUUUUUUAUAUUUUUAGGCAGUAAAGUUAACAACAAAUUUUCAAAAUGUCUAAUAUGUACAAUUUCAAAAAAAUAGCUGUAGUUCCUACAGCAAAGGACUUUAUAGAUAUUAUAUUGUCAAAAACACAAAGGAAAACACCUACGGUAGUCCACAAACAAUAUAAAAUCACAAGAAUAAGGGCUUUUUAUAUGAGAAAAGUUAAAUUUUCCCAACAAAGUUUUCAUGAUAGGUUAACACAAAUUUUGACUGAAUUCCCCAAACUGGACGACGUCCAUCCCUUCUACGCCGAUUUGAUGAACGUUCUGUACGACAAAGACCACUACAAAUUAGCUCUGGGUCAAUUAAAUACAGCGAGGCAUUUAAUUGAUAAUGUAGCCAAAGAUUAUUGCAGACUUUUGAAGUAUGGAGACUCACUUUACAGGUGCAAACAGCUUAAAAGAGCUGCUUUGGGACGUAUGGCUACCAUCAUGAAAAGGCAAGCAGCUAAUUUGUCUUAUUUAGAACAAGUCAGACAACAUUUGGCUAGAUUGCCAUCCAUUGAUCCUUAUACAAGAACUAUUAUUAUUUGCGGUUUCCCAAAUGUCGGCAAGUCCUCCUUUAUCAACAAAAUCACAAGAGCCGAUGUUGAAGUUCAACCAUACGCCUUCACAACAAAAUCGUUAUAUGUGGGACACACAGAUUACAAAUAUUUGCGUUGGCAAGUCAUCGACACACCCGGUAUAUUAGAUCAUUCUCUCGAAGAAAGAAAUGUUAUCGAAAUGCAGGCUGUUACAGCCCUGGCACAUCUUAGGGCUUGUGUUUUAUACUUUUUGGAUCUGUCUGAACAGUGUGGACAUAACUUAGAUGAACAAGUAAAACUUUUUGAAUCAAUCAAACCAUUAUUCGCUAACAAACCUCUUUUGCUUGUUGCAAAUAAAUGUGACAUUAUCAAAUUAGAUGAAUUGCCAAAGGAAAAAAGGAAAGUUCUUAAAGAGAUUGAAGAAGAUAAACAAUUGACUGUUAUAGAAAUGUCGACAGUUGAUGACACUGGUGUGAUGGAAGUUAAGACUGAAGCUUGUGAGAAAUUGUUGAGUUUCAGAGUUGAUCAGAAGAUGAGAUCCAAAAAGGUUGAUGGUGUACUAAAUCGUUUACAUGUAGCCACACCUAAGCCCAGAGAUGAUAAGGCCCGUCCUCCUUGUAUCCCCGAAAGCGUUUUAGCUAAGAAACAAUUAUUAGGAGAAAAACGUAAACGAAAACUUGAAAGAGAUAUUGAAAUUGAAGAGGGAGAUGACUAUGUUCUAGAUCUUAAGAAACAUUAUGUUGAUAUACCAGAAGAAGAAAGACAUGAUAUCAUACCAGAAUUUUGGGAAGGUCAUAACAUUGCUGAUUACAUUGAUCCCGACAUUUUCGAAAAAUUGGCAGAAUUGGAAAAAGAUGAGGAAUUCAGGGAAGAAACUGGUAUGUAUGUGGUACCUAAGAUUGAACUCGAUGACACCAUGAAAGAGAUUAAGAAAUUGGCUCUCCAAAUUAGACACAAGAAGGCUAUUAUUAAGGAUGAGGCGAGGGUUAACAAGCAAAGUAGGAAACCUGUUAUGCCAAGAACAGCUGGAGCUAAGGUUAGAGGAAGAUCAGCUUCAAGACUUCGUGAAAACAUGGCUGAAUUGGGUGUUGACCUUUCUGACAAUGAAGAUGCUCAUUACAUGAAUACUAAGCAAAGAAGCAGAUCCAUGGGUCCACCAGCCAAGAAGAUGAGGAUGGAAGUAAGCGAUAGUACCUCUCUCAACAGAUCAAGAUCUUUGUCGAAACCUCCAAGGAAUGAAAUGGGUGUGAAAGAUGUUGCCAUGAAGAAGAAACUGGCCAAGAUUGCCCACAGAGCUAUAGCUAAGAAGGUCAAGAAGAUGGGAUUGAAGGGUGAAGCAGACAGGUUCAUUGGUAACAAAAUGCCCAAACAUUUGUUCUCAGGAAAGAGAGGAGUAGGAAAAACAGACAGGAGAUAAGUUAAAGAACAUAUACUGGAAGAAAAAUGAUUCGUGUUGGAAGUGUGUUUUGGUAUGACCAUAAAAAUUAUGAAUGGUGUUGUUAUUUUAUUAUAGAACAUGAUUAGAUUGUUUGUUUGUAAUUUUAUUCAUAAUAAAUAAAAUUUGAGCCUU